GAGAAAGAUCUGGACGGAGAAAGAACAAAUGUGAAGAGAAAAGCGAAGAUGCCGGAGAACAAGGCGACAGUGUACAGGACCAGCAGCUACCUGUCCCACUCUGCCUACAGGAAGAUCAAGCGGGUUCUGAGCUUCAGGAGGCGCGUGUUUGGCCAGCGGCUGGAGGAGACGGUUCUGUAUGAGCGGCGUUACGGGGUCCACAUGGCACCUCUGGUGGUGGAGCAGUGUGUGGACUUCAUCCGGGAGCGAGGUCUUCUGGAGGUGGGGUUGUUCCGCCAGCCAGGCCAGGCCACGCUGGUUAAAGAGUUGCAGGAUGCCUUCGACGCUGGGGAGAAGCCCUCCUUUGACAGCAGUACAGACGUGCACACUGUGGCGUCGCUCCUGAAGCUGUAUCUGCGGGAGCUGCCAGAGCCACUGGUGCCCUUCUCCAGAUACCAGGACUUCCUGGUGUGUGGCAAGAACAUCUCCUCUGAGAGGAAGCAGAGUUUGACAGAACUACGGCAUCUUCUUCAUCAACUUCCAGUGGCUAACUUCAACCUGCUCAACUACAUCUGCCAGUUUUUGAAUGAAGUCCAGUCCUAUUCUAGCAGCAACAAGAUGAGCACCCAGAACCUGGCUACUGUUUUUGGCCCAAACAUCCUACGACCCAAAGCUGAAGAUCCAGAGACUAUCAUUGGAGGGGCAGCCGUGGUGCAGCAGCUUAUGUCCGAGCUGAUCAGGGAGCACCUGUGCCUCUUCUCCAGGGAGGGGGGAGACAUAGAGGCCCCUGGCUCUUCACGCCCUGACUCUUACCCAUGUCAGAGAUGGAAAGGAGACCCAUUCGAGGGGGCGCACAUCCAGCCAACUGCCCAGACCCAGUCGCAUGAUUACAGUCUGGGCAUAACAGCCGAGCACCUCCCCAAACAACAGCCAGCACACCAUCCUUCCCCUUGCUCCCGCCAGCUCUCUCUGCCUCUGAUCCCUAAGAGGAGGGGGUCGGCCCAAAACCCAGGUGAAACCAGUUUAGCCACACGGCAGUCCAUCACAGACCACCAGCAGCAGCCAGCUGAGGUGUUCUCUCCAGUGAGUCUUGCUUCUGGGCCUCUGUACCACAGACACACUCUGUCCCAGUCAGAGUCCCAGCCCACUGAGACCGCAGACAGCCCCCACCCUGCCUCCCAACUCACAGAAUCUGCAUCCACAGUGACGCUACAGGCAGCCCCAGAACCCAGCAGCAUGCUGCCCAUUGGCUGGAGGGGCCCAGAGGAUCCCAGCUGGGCUGCAGAACAGGGGACUACUGGCACCAGUGGUAGCAGUGAGGCUCAGGACAGUACUCUGUCUGUCUAUGACAACCUGGACACACUACAACGCAUGGAGGAGGUGGCUGCGGAUGGUGGUGGGGGCAGCCCUGCUGGCCCAGUGGAGGUGGAGAUGGGCACGGCCAGCAUGGUAGACACCAGAAGCUCCUGGUCUUCCUGUGAGAUUCUGUCCCUGGAAGACAAUGGGUGUGGUGGGGUCAGAACCAGCCCAGGACGGGGGUCCACUAGGUUCCCCUCCUUCAGGACUGACCCAGGAGACGAGGACCUCCCUCCUAACUCCCCAGCCUCCUCCUCUGCCCUCACUGAUGCCCCCCUGAGCACGGGCAGCUCGGAGGUCUUCCUGCCCUCUGCUCCUCCGGACCUCCGCGUCCCCCCGGCCUCCCAGGCCAUGCACUGGCUCUUGACUGGCCUCAAACAACAGAUGGCCAGGCAGAGGGCUGAGUUCGAGGCCAAGAUCCAGAGGUUGGAGAUGCGUAACGAGGCCCUCCAGGGGGAGCUGGUGGGACUGCGGACCAGCCUGGAGCAGCAACGCUGCUGGCACAGUGUGGCCGAGAUCAAGAUCCGCAACGUGGAGCGUGCCAGGGCCGAUGCCGACCGCCGCAACACCACUCUGCAGAGGGAGAUGGAGCAGUUCUUUGAUACCUUCGGAGAGCUGAACACUGAGGCCCGGAAGAGCGAAGGGCCACCAUGAACACAGCUCCAGUCCAGUCUGUCCCCGGCAGACUGCCACCAUGAACACAGCUCCAGUCCAGUCUGUCC
Messenger RNA from Oncorhynchus masou masou (cherry salmon), 2057 nucleotides. RefSeq names its product rho GTPase-activating protein 24-like. The transcript is spliced from 8 exons. Gene Ontology annotation, cellular component: focal adhesion. Bases 49 to 1989 code for a protein of 646 amino acids. Lineage: Eukaryota; Metazoa; Chordata; Actinopteri; Salmoniformes; Salmonidae. Gene Ontology annotation, molecular function: GTPase activator activity. The record is from RefSeq and is a predicted model, not a curated record. Gene Ontology annotation, biological process: negative regulation of Rac protein signal transduction; signal transduction; wound healing, spreading of epidermal cells.